AUGGGGUGGCUAGAGGUCAACCUGAAGACGUACCCGCUCCAGGUGCUGCCCAUCGGUCAUUUCGCCGGUUACGGGGUCUUUAGUUCGGAGAACGGCAGGGGUCAGACAGGCCAGACACCAACUUUCAACAAUCUUGACAAUAGGAUCAGACCUGAUACCUAUCUCGAAACCGACAAACAUCAGCCUUCUCCCGCAUCUGCGGCCGGCUCAACGAUUGUCGUGCAAGCAGAGUUGCCAGAGCGCAUGUCCCGGUCGCAAAGAUCGUCGGCUGUACCUGCCACAAGUCCUGCUCCAGAGUUCGCCAUCGGGGCUAAUGAGUCGUCUAAUACUAUCGAGCGUCAUGUUGCUGGCGACUUCUCUCCGUCUGCUCAUGCGGGCGCUGGUCCUUUGGCCAGCAUGGCCAGCAUGGAAAAGCGAUCGGGAUCCCCCCUGCCUGUGAUUCCCAAGCGUUCACGGCUAGCUACGCCACCGCAGACAUCGCAUGGCGGGUUCGACUUGGAACGCCUUGCACUUGACCAGCAUGUCAAAGAGGGGAUGAUUUACCAGGUCAUUAAAGCGGCAGCCGCCCUGUGCCCGCUCUCUGUGCGAGUCCUUCAUCCACUGCUGCUUAACGGACAAGAACCACCGCAGGAGCUUGAUCACGACCUAGCAGCAAACGCCGGUACUAUUACGCUGGCUCCCACAAACCUCAAUAAUCACACCCACUGGAUACUUGCCGUCAUAUCCGAGAACGUGGUCACUAUCUUCGACUCGAAACCAGCCUUUACGGAUAAAGGCGCCAUCAGGAGGAGGCUGGGGCACCUGUCGCCACAUUCCCGCCGUGAUGCUGAUGUUACCUUUCACCAGUGCGCAGAGCAGACGAACGACGCUGACAGCGGUGUUGCGGUGAUGGUCAACGCCCUUCACAUCAUCAGUGGUCAACAGAUCCCCGCCAUGACCGACUACGGAAUUUGGCGACCUAUUCUCGCUGCCCUGGCCAGUGGAGCGCAUCAUGAUUCAUUUCUGUCUGACAUCAAGCUGCAGGCGCCGCUCGUUUCGACGCAGAGCAUCGUGAUACCACCCGCGCUGCCGCCGAUCAUAACCCUGGCUGACUACCAUCUCUGGCACAAGCAGCAAGCGACAUACAUGGAAGACGUCGCCCGGGUCAUGAGAACUCAGCACAACAAGGUGUGGUCAGACGGACUGCAGGUCGCAGCUGAACUGAAAGGUAUGCGGGAUCUACUGCAGUUUCUGUCCCGUGCUGGAACCCAGCAAUGGCGCCCCCUGCUUGCUGUCUCUCCGCCGUCUGACGGCGACCUGGACGAAGUAGAUGAGGUGGGGAAAGAGGUGCUCCAUUGUCGAACCGCACUGGAAGAACUAGAAAGCUGCCGAAUCAGCGACACGUCGGUGACGCAGAAGCUACGUGCCCGACUUAUGAAUUUAUCAGGUCUUGAAAGCCGCAGGGACAGGAUUCGGGAGAGUGUUGCCUCACUCACAGCGGUGGUGAUGGGGGACCUAGCAAAGAUCAAGGAACGUUUGGAGGAGCUCAGGGCCUGGGGUGAGGAGAAUGCCCCCACUUUGGCUGCUUAG
Molecule: messenger RNA, 1569 nt
Organism: Colletotrichum chrysophilum
Lineage: Eukaryota; Fungi; Ascomycota; Sordariomycetes; Glomerellales; Glomerellaceae
Exons: 2
Coding region: 1-1569 (522 amino acids)
Source: RefSeq, a predicted model, not a curated record